Cinclus cinclus is the source of this 2190-nucleotide messenger RNA. RefSeq names its product tensin 4 (gene TNS4). NCBI's taxonomy places the organism in Eukaryota, Metazoa, Chordata, Aves, Passeriformes, Cinclidae. Gene Ontology annotation, molecular function: protein binding. The transcript is spliced from 12 exons. Bases 1 to 2190 code for a protein of 729 amino acids. The record is from RefSeq and is a predicted model, not a curated record.
AUGUCACAGGUCAUAGAAUCCCACGUGUUACGUGUUGGACAGACUGUGUGUAUUUCCUCACCGGAGGAAAGCAAGAGCCGGUACCCGGGCUGCUCCACGCUGCCAGGCAAGUACGUCUACUACUCCACGGAGGCCUGGACUGACCCCCCCUCCAUGGUGGUGCAUCACAAGGCUCACCUGCUCCCCAGUGGCAGAGCAUACGGAGCCCAGCCCGUGUCAGAGCAUGCGGCUGCUCACACGCAGGGGAAGGGCCAGCAGAAUUCCUCCUUGGAGAAACCCCCUGCCCUGUGCCAGCUGAAGGAGGAGGAGAACACCUGUGCAGACCCUGAGGCUCAGCCCAUGUCUCCCUCCCUGGAUGUAACCAUAGAGACUCUGAACCAGAUGAUUCUAGAAAUCGAUCCGACCUUCCAGCCGCUGCCGUGCAGGCCGGUGAAGGAUGCAGCCCAGCCUGCUGCUCAGGGUGACACAGUGGCUACCAAGAAGCAGGACCUGGAGGCAAUAGACAUCAAGUACAUAGAGCUGACACCGGGAAGAGCCACGGGGCCCGACCUGCCACAGGGCUCCCCCAGCCCUUCAGGCACCCCAUUCUCCAGGUCCCCCCAGGCCAACACCUUCCUGCCCCAAAAAGGGGCACUCGGAGGCAAAUACAGCACCAGUGACAGUGUGGUUUUCUCGAGCCCACCUGGACCCUCAAGCCCCCAGUCGGCUGCCCUGAGCUGUAGCAAAGCAUCCGAGAGCACCAGCGCACCCUGGCAGUGCCUGGCAGCACACACAGACCCAGCCUCCUACAGCCCCGGGGCCCUCAGCACCUCCCCAGGUGUUGACAAUCUGCUGAAGCCCGUGCAGGUGUUGAGGACCCGGCAGAGGGGCAGCUGGGUGUCCCAGCUCUCCACGAGCCCUGGCUCUGACACCAGCUACAUCCUGGGCAGCAGCACCCACUCGCUCCACAACGAGGACUCGGAUGCUUCGGCCGCUGCCUCCCCAUCCACCGCCAGCUCCCUGGGCAGCCCCUGCUCCCCUUCCUCUGGCGUCUUGUCUCACUCCAGGGAAGCUUUUGCCCAGAGUCCCUCACAACCCUGGGCAGGCGGCUCCCUCAGCACCAGCACCUCCCUGGCCCAGAAGGGCCAGGCCAGCAGCUGCCCCCCCUCCAUCCUCACCUCCGCUGCCGACAUCCCGGUGCUGCUGGUGAACGGGUGCCUGAAACAAGGAGAUGGAGCCUCCCGGCUGGCCAAAGCCUCCCCCAGCUCUGCCACGCAGCCCCCCCUGCCCGGCUGCAGCCCAACCUCGAGGCUCGGUGGCCUGAACAACGCGCUGUCAGCACCUGCACUCAGCUGCCUCUCAGACAGUCCCCUGAAGGCUGGGCAGCCCACCAUGAAGUUUGUGAUGGACACAUCAAAAUACUGGUUCAAGCCAAGCAUCAGCAGGGACCGAGCAAUCCAGCUGCUGAGGGACAAGGAGCCGGGCACCUUCCUCGUGAGGGACAGCACCUCAUUCCGGGGCUCCUUUGGACUGGCCAUGAAGGUUCCUGGCUCUCCAUCCAGCAGCCAGACAGGUGAGGACAGCAGUGACCUCGUCCGGCACUUCCUCAUUGAGUCCUCCACCAAAGGGGUUCACCUGAAAGGUGCCAGCGAGGAGCUGUAUUUUGGGAGCCUCUCUGCCUUCGUCUACCAGCACUCCAUCACCCCGCUGGCACUGCCCUGCAAGCUCAGCAUCCCCACCCGAGAUCUCGCUGAUGGAGAGGACAGCCCUGACUGCGCUCCUGAAUCUGCACUGUCCCUGGCCAGGAGAACUGCAGUGUGCAAUGUCCUGUACCUCAACUCGGUGAAUGUGGAGACACUGACAGGAGCCCCAGCCAUUCUGAAAGGCAUCUCCUGCACCUUGGAGCUGGAAACACUGCCCACCCCCAUCCUGGUGCACUUCAGGGUGACAGAGCAGGGCGUCACGCUGACCGAUGUCCAGAGGAAGGUGUUUUUCAGGCGACACUACCCCUUGGCUGCUGUCAGGUUCUGUGGGAUGGACCCUGAGAACAGAAAGUGGCAGAAGUACUGCAAGUCCUCCAGAAUCUUUGGCUUCGUGGCCAAAAGCCAGACAGACUCGGAGAACCUCUGUCACCUGUUUGCAGAGUACGACACCGUGCAGCCAGUGUCCCUUGUCAUCGACCUGCUCCGCCAGCUCCUGCCCAGCCCAUAG